Clonostachys byssicola is the source of this 2769-nucleotide messenger RNA. The record is from the annotation of a GenBank genome assembly. Lineage: Eukaryota; Fungi; Ascomycota; Sordariomycetes; Hypocreales; Bionectriaceae.
AUGCCAGUUGACCACCUCACUAGAACUGCCGCAGCUGACGAGGAUGGCGCGGAUCAAAUUGGCUACGAAACCCCUCGAUCUGGUGUAGCUACCCCCCAACCUGACCUUCAAGACAAACGGUUACCUGGAAUCAUGAGUUAUUUCGGCCAGGUUCGUUCAGAUACUGCUCCUGUUCCCGAUAUGUCUUCCUCCGUUCCAUGUCCACAUACGGAUUCCCGCCCCUCGAACAAGACGCUGGAUGAGGAACCCCCUUCCGCUUCCUCCAGUGUUCUACAGCCACAGCUCCCUAUCGAUAGCUCUAUGCCUGAUAGCGGGUCUCAAAAUGACGAUCCGUCCUCUUCACAGCUUCACGCUGAAGAUAGUGGUCUUCAGCGAGAUGCUGCGCAAGAUAGGCAAUGGACUUCUCCCUUUUACCCAAGCUUUCCCAGUUCAUCCUCCUCUGACAUUUAUUCGAGAACCGACCCUGGGAUGAGCCGUUCUGAAGCCUCAGUAGAGCCAUCGACAACUCAUUCCCAGUCGUCCUCAAUCUGCGAACCGUCUAGCAGUCCACGUAUUUCUACUGCUUCUUCUCUACCUUCAUCUUCUUCUUCCCGUCCUCCCUCUCCUUCGUCUUCCACCAUAGCUGAGGUAUCUGAGACUGAGUCUCGGGUCGUGCCGAGGGUUGCUCCAAACUCAAAAUCGAGCAUAGCCCCACCUCAAGCUACUCUUCACAAUCAAACUUCCUCAUCCACUAACAAUACGCACCAUACCGCAAACCCCAAUGCUUCACAAGCUCCAUCAAAGUGGUUCUCCCUCGAUGGACUUAUGGAACUAACUCGUGGUGUCUUCAAGAGCGGUCCACCCACCCCUACAAGAGCGCUCUCCGCCGCUCAAUCGCAUUCGGACGGGAAAAUAAGCUCCAGUCGAUCCAGCAACGAUGGCGCAGAAACCAGCGGUACUCAGACCCCUCGCGGCCCCGGCGUUCCCAACGGUGCUCAAGCUCCAAUACCCAAGGGUAAAUUGACAAUCAAGAUCCCCGAGGGACGAGGCCUACGAAGAUGUCGCGACCCAUACGUUGUAGUUGUAUUUCAGAGAAGCGAGCUCAUCUCGGGCGGCCCACGUCCGAACGAAGAUGAGGAGAACUUGGUUAUCCCGCCACCGAGUAUGGGCGGCAUUGCGAUCCAGAGGCAAGGCAGUGACUCUGGGAGACCACCAAUGUCUAUCCCUAUGCGAAGCCGUCAGAGCAGCAACACGAGUAUCGCCGACCACAGUUCAAUUCGCAACCGUCUCACCGUUCGCACAGCAUUGACGGACCCGAAAUGGGACGCCGAGGCCGUUUUUGACGUGGUAGAGUCAGACAUGCUAGUCGACAUUUCCGUCUACGACCACACAGUUUCCGGCGGCGAAGAGUUCCUUGGUCAUGUUGACUUGGAGGUUCCCCGAGAAAACGAUAGAUCACUCGAAGGAUGGUUCCAGCUUGAGGGCCACGCCGAUACCAUGGCAGAAAAUGCCCCAACUGGAGAAAUUUAUGUGGAGGCUUCAUAUCAAAGAUCGGAAAAGAGGCAGUUUGGACCUAGCGACUUUGAGAUUCUCAAGCUCAUCGGUAAGGGUACGUUCGGACAAGUUUAUCAGGUUCGCAAGCGGGACACGAAGCGAAUCUAUGCCAUGAAGGUUCUCCAGAAGAAGGUCAUCGUGCAAAAGAAGGAAGUGGCGCACACAGUGGGGGAGCGCAACAUCCUUGUCAGAACGGCCAUGUCCGACUCACCAUUCAUCGUCAACCUCAAAUUCUCCUUCCAGACCCCCUCGGAACUUUACCUCGUCACCGACUACAUGUCUGGCGGUGAGCUAUUCUGGCACCUCCAGAAGGAAGGACGGUUCGACGAGAAGCGGGCCAAGUUCUACAUUGCAGAGUUGAUUUUGGCCAUCCAGCAUCUGCACAACAAUGACAUUGUCUACCGGGACCUGAAACCAGAGAACAUCCUCCUGGAUGCCAAUGGGCACAUUGCUCUGUGCGACUUUGGUCUCUCGAAGGCGAACCUCACGAAUAACGACACCACGAACACAUUUUGUGGAACAACUGAAUACCUGGCACCAGAAGUUCUAUUGGACGAAUCGGGUUACACCAAAAUGGUUGACUUUUGGUCCCUUGGAGUGUUGGUGUUUGAGAUGUGCUGCGGAUGGAGCCCAUUCUAUGCGGAGGACACGCAACAAAUGUACAAGAACAUCGCCUUUGGCAAGGUCCGAUUUCCCCGGGAUACCCUUUCGCAAGAGGGUCGAAACUUUGUGAAGGGGUUGCUUAACAGAAAUCCCAAGCACAGGCUAGGCGCUACGGGUGAUGCUGAAGAGCUCAAGCGUCACGCCUUCUUCGGUGAUAUUGACUGGGAUCUCCUCACCAAGAAGCUUAUCACUCCUCCCUUCAAGCCCAAGUUGAAGUCCGAAACUGACGUGUCGUACUUCGACCCGGAAUUCACCACCGCACUAGACCAGAACGGGUCUCUGAAUGAGCGUGCUGCCGCCCUUGCCAGAGGGUACGCUGCCAGCACCCCGCUCUCACCCUCGGUACAGGCCAAUUUCCAGGGGUUCACUUUUGUCGACGAGAGUGCGCUCGAUGAUCAUAUGAGGGAUCGCAUCCGCAACGACGACGAAGAUAUGGAUGACACUCGGGGAACCGACGAUGACUGGGACAAUAUCGAUGACCUUGAUCCACGGAGGGGAAACCGGAUGAGUGGCAUUAUAAGGACAAACACUCACGAUGACCAAAUGGUUGGAGGAAAUCAUUUCGACAUGUAA